AUGCCAUCCAGCUUGCCCAGGUCCGCGCUGGCAAGCGUGACGCGCUCACGACCACGCUCUUCGGUGACUCUCCGAGUGUUGGCCGCAGCACCACCACCAGCCAGCGUGCGUGCCCAAUCGGGCUGGGCUUCGGCGAUAGACCAGGCGAAAAACCUUGUACAGGACCAACUCGCUCAAUCUCCGUCUUUGUCCUCGUCGACAGCUGCGUUUUUCGGUGCAUCAGAUAGUGCUUCCGUCUCAUCCACCUCGACCGCACCACCGAAACCGAAAUCGAAAUCGAAACCGACACCGAUCAUUCAAGACCCACUUUCGCUCGUAUCAUCCGAACUCUCUUCUCUGCGCUCCAACGUCUCAUCUCUGCUCGGCUCUGGUCAUCCAAGUCUGGACACGAUAGCAAAGUACUACUUCCAGGCUGAGGGGAAACAUGUUCGUCCGCUCAUCGUGCUACUCAUGAGCAAGGCUGUCAACGGUCUCUCGCCUCUGUACCCUGAAUUGCUUGCGCAAGCGCAGAAUUCAGUGCAGCGCAGCGACACAGGCAAAUCGAUCGAACGCGAUAUGGGAAUCAACGAACCUCUGUCUCCCAGCAACGUACUCAACGAUUUCAAUCCACACAUGGAGAGCAUCGAAGGAGCUCUUCCUACAUCGACAGUGGAUGGAUCGGCAGCAGCAGCGCUUGCUUCUGCAACGGGCACCAUUCUGCCCACGCAGCGUAGACUCGCCGAGAUCACCGAGAUGAUCCACGUUGCAUCGCUGCUACACGACGACGUGAUCGAUGCAUCGCCGCUGCGACGUGGGGCUCCUUCGGCUCCUUCAGCGUUUGGCAACAAACUGAGCAUCUUGGGAGGCGACUUUUUGUUGGGGCGUGCAUCGGUUGCGCUCGCGCGUCUUCGCGAUGCCGAAGUGGUCGAACUACUCGCCACAGUGAUUGCCAAUCUGGUAGAGGGUGAAGUGAUGCAGCUCAAAUCGCAGGCUGCAGCCGCCGAGUCGAGCAAUGCAAGUGCUUCUUCAACGCCUACACAUGCCGACGUUUGGGGAUCAGAGGGUCUUCUAGCUCAUACCAUGGGUCUGUCCGACUUGCAAGCCAAAAAGGCGAUCGACGACGCUCUAUCGACGCACAACCAGCCCACUCCAGCUCAUUUUUCGCUCUACCUCCAAAAGACGUACCUCAAGACGGCAGCUCUGAUCGCCAAGUCUACACGUGCUUCCGUCAUUCUCGCUGGCUGCGGAGCGGACGCAGUUCACAAAGCCAAGCUUGCGCCCUCGGUAGCUGAGCACAUGCGUGCAGUCAGAGACGCAGCUUACGGCUAUGGUCGAAAUCUAGGCAUCGCCUUUCAACUCGUCGACGACCUGCUCGACUUUCAAUCCACUUCAGCUGCGUUUGGCAAACCGUCUGGAGGCGCUGAUUUGAGACUCGGCUUGGCAACCGCCCCCGUGCUCUACGCUUGGCAGGAGUUGCCCGGAGAGCGCAUUCACGAAAUGGUCGCUAGAAGAUUCGAAGCGCAAGCUGACGUGGAAAACAUGUUGCGGCUCGUGGACAAAAGUCAGGGACUACAGAGGACUGCAGCGCUGGCCAAGGAACAUGCUAGAAGGGCGACAAGCCAUUUAGAUGUACUCCCUGACUCAGACGCCAAGCAGGCGUUGAUCAAGCUCAACGAGCAGGUGAUCAAGCGCGUCAAGUGA
Messenger RNA from Mycosarcoma maydis (corn smut), 1680 nucleotides. Its product is annotated as trans-hexaprenyltranstransferase. Lineage: Eukaryota; Fungi; Basidiomycota; Ustilaginomycetes; Ustilaginales. Gene Ontology annotation, cellular component: transferase complex. Bases 1 to 1680 code for a protein of 559 amino acids. Gene Ontology annotation, biological process: ubiquinone biosynthetic process; isoprenoid biosynthetic process. The record is from RefSeq and is a predicted model, not a curated record. Gene Ontology annotation, molecular function: prenyltransferase activity. The transcript has a single exon.